CAAACAGCUGUUUAUCACCUGAAUGUUAUCUGCUGACUGAGUAAACUAAACUUAAACUACAUUGAUAUCUCUAUCUCCAUUCUAUUCUCCUUCAUAGAUAAGUAGUAUAAUUUGGGGAUGGGAAGUGAAAGAGAACAGCAGUUUUGCCUGAGGUGGCACAACUACCAGAACUGUCUGUUAGCAACAUUGCCUCAGCUGCUGGAUGGAGACGACCUGACAGAUGUUACCCUGUGUGCAGGAGGUCGAAGUAUUCGUGCCCAUCGUGUAGUGCUCUCUGCUUGCAGCCAGUACUUCAAAGAUCUGUUCAAGGAGAUGAUCCCUAUUCAACACCCUGUGAUCGUGCUGCCAGGUACAUACUUCACUGACCUUGUGGCUCUAGUCACUUUCAUGUACAGCGGAGAAGUCAAUGUUUACGAGCAUCAGUUGGCAGGCUUGCUAUCAGUCGCAGAAACGUUGCAGAUAAGAGGACUCGCUGAGUUUACUUGGAGUGGGAACUUAGCUAAUAGUGAAGUAGGAAAGAAAGAAAAUACAGGUGGAAGUCCAAGAUGCAAACGUGUAAAGACAACAGCAGGAUCUGGCGAAGAGGUGAACUGUUCAAGUCCUGCUUCUACUAACAAUAACUCAACAAGUACCACUGUCAAAAGUCGAUCAAAAACAGUAGACGAUGGUUGGGUAGAGGCCAAUGCUAAUGUAGUCGCGACGUUGGAUCAGCCAACGCUGAUAGCUGAAGAUUUGAGCCACAGGAGUGCUGACAAUAUUGAGGCUGACCCAGGUCCUCCCACAGUCAGCAUAGAUUUGACUGGCAAUCCAACUGAUUUGACCCAAGGCGUAGUUGAAACCAAAUCGAAGAACUCCCCGAAGCUGUAUGCUACUUGUUUUGUAUGUGGGAAACAGCUUAGCAAUCAGUACAACUUGCGUGUUCAUAUGGAGACUCAUCAAAACGCUCACUACGCGUGUUCAGCAUGCAACCACGUGUCACGGUCUCGCGACGCGCUACGCAAACAUGUAUCAUACCGUCAUCCUCCGAGCCAGACAACUCCCACUCCACGCCAGCCCUGACCCUCGGACACAUCUCUAGUCACUGUCUUAGUCACCACAUCACUGUUAUAGUCCAAACAGUCUAUUUUAAAGGUUUGUUUUUACGUGAUCUCAUUUCCAAAUAUUAGGAUUAAAUCAAACCUGUAUAUAUCCUUGUAGAAGAUUUACUUAGUCGGUUGGGGGUUCGAGUUACCUUAUUUUAUCCUAUAUGAAAUUGUACACAUCAUCAAAUGGUGUGUAUUAUAGUAAUUGUUCAUGUAUAAAUAUAUAUGUAGAUUUAGCUACUGUGUAUACCUGUUAUACUUGUUUGAAGUUUUACUACCACUAUCUGUUACCAAAAUGGACCUUUUUACACUAGUGAUAAGUGGGUCUGUGUUAUUAAGUGAAUAUGUACAACAUAUCUCACAUUGUGUCAAAGAAAGUUGAUGAUGAUAUAACAAUCAGGCAUAGCCUAUAUUUUACAAAAUAAACUAAAAUGUAUUGUUAUUGUUAUAGGUAUGAAUUUAUUUCAUGUGGUAUUUAAACCCAUAAAAAGUGCUUUGAGCCCAAAUUAUAACAAAUAAUAAACUAGUCAAAGCUUAUUACAAGAGUUGAAGGGGUAUAAUUUGUUAAACGUUAAUGUCAAUUGGUGAUGAUCAACUAAAACUCAGUACAAGAAAAUAAAGAGAAGUAAACUAUUGAUUAUAUCCUUGAAUAUUGUUAUAUGUACCAUAUAUUAUACUGUGUAUGUAUAUUUCACUUUACUUCUGUCAACAUAAUCAAAGUAGUAGCAAUAUAUACUUCGCUGACAUAUUCUAUCGUAUAUGUGGCAUCAUGAAAGCGUAGUGCUUAAAAACGUAUGUUAAAAAACAUUAAAAGGCCAAGAAACACAGUAAAGUACCCCUACCACAGCAAACCUGCAGACUAAGAAAAUUUCAAUUUGUCUGAUUGGAUAUUUUCUGCAAUAUUUCCAAUCCAUAAACAAGACAUAUUUAUUCUAAUUUAAAUAACAUUAGAUUUAGCGAGUACAUAAUUAGUAAUAAUAUCUAUGGUUCUUACCGUCAACGCAAUAUUAUUAUAUUUUCACGCAAUCUGCCACACUCAAGAAUAUAAUAUAUACAUAAUUAGGUUUGCUGCUACGGGGUGGUUUAUUAGUCUUAUUUUUACCAAAUAAUAAUAGUACAGAGGAUAAAAUAAACAACUUUGCCAAAUUUGAUCAAGAUAUAUCCAUAAAUUAACAAGCCAACUGCAACAGUUUUCUUUUCCUCCAUAAGAUUAACGUGGGAAUUUUGAAUGUACAGUUUUUAAAAUUUUCUCUGUAACCUUUAAUUGUACAGCAACGCAUCAAUAUGCCAAAUUAUUUGUUUUCUUUAAGCUCUACAAGAUGGUCUUAUUGGAAAUUGGGCAUUUCCGUGUUUUAAGUGAAAAUUUGAAAACCCCCAUUUUUUAAAUUUCAAAACCCCAAAGUACCCCAUUACCCGAUCUUGCUGGUUCGCGAAUUCAUUCAAGCUUAUCCCGCCCUUCUCCUUCAAGCCUAACUUCAUUCAAAUCAGACCAAAAUUAUCCGUGCUAUCAUGUUCACUGACACACAUAUAUAACAAUUUGAACGAAUAGUUUUGGCCCCUGGAGACAUCAAAAUGAAAAAGUAAAUUGGUAACAUUGGCUUAGGUUUUACCAUGCCACCAACGGUAAUAGCUACUUCCCUAUAGGAAAAUAUUCUCUAAAAACUUAUUAUAACUUGUACAAUUCUUAUCCAGUUGUUUUAAUAACUGAAAUAUACAAAGCCGAAGUAAUUUUUAGUAGAAUUCAGAUGAAUUGAAAAUAAAUUGAUGUUAUUUUUUAUUUUUUUACAAAUUACAAAUCAGGUUAAAGAGAUUGACAAACAACAUGUCAGGUUUACAUUGUAAACCUUAAAAUUUUAAUUUCUGUGGAUUAGAAUUAAUGUUUAGAUCAAUGAUUUUUUAAAUCAUCUUUUUUAUCAACUAUUAUAAUUACUAUCACUCUUUGUGUUUUUGUUUAUUUUAAUAUUUUAUUGUGAGCGUUGAUGAUGCCACAUUUAAAUAAGCCAUAAUGGUGUUUACAGCAACAAUAUUGAGGUAAAGUUACCUGUUUGUAGUUAUCCUCAUUAAGGUGCCAUAAAAUGGAAUCAAAAAUAGUAUAUUGUGUAAAAUAGAUUUUAAAAUACAAGUUUAUUUGAAUUUAAAUUGAAAAAAAUUAUAUUGAUAAUAGUUAUUGCAUUAUCUUAUUGGUUACCUCAGUACCUCAAUUGAAACUUUUAUUUCCAAUUUGUUUUGUAACAUAAAGAAUAUUAUCAAUAUGAUAAGAUAAUAUUUUGUACUACUUUAAUGUCCACUUUUAUCUUCCCUUAUUUUUGAAUUAACUAAGGCACUACAUAAUGAAUAUGGACCUAAACAUAAUUUGUCAGUCUACUACUUGCUACGAACAUCAAACAGCAUAUCAUAGUCAACAAAUUUUUAGAGUAGUAGCCUACAUUAGUUGUUUUAAGAUGCAUAUAGUUGUGCCUUAUUUUACUGUUGUUGACCAAAGGUAGUUCUAGUUUUAAACCUUCAUUGUUUCAACUUCUUUAACUAGCUCUAAUAAUAACAAGAGUCAUGAUUUUGUAGUGUAAAAAGUGAUAAAAAACCAAGCUAAAACUGUUAAUUAAUAAAUUAGGUAUUAUGAUUAGAGGAGUAUUUUUGUUUAAAGAAAGAACUAUGGUACCAUCCAUAGUACCAUAUUCUUUUGAUCAUAGGAAUAUCAAGCCUUGAUCCACUGCACCAUGGCAUCCUACAUAUAAUUUGUUAAAUGUACAACAUUGUCUAUUUUUGAGGAUUAAAUAUUUUUUCUGUUUCGCUUUGUGUACCUUAGAUGUAAUAUGCAUACACUUUAAUUGUUUUGUUUUUUUUUCCCUGGUAUUUAUGCAUUGGGUAACUGUGUAUUUAUUGUGCCUUAAAUUAUAAUUUAUUUUUAGCUAUGCUAUGCAAGCAAAAGAAAAUAUUUACAAAUAAUGUUUUGCUCAAGUUGCUUUGUAUAAAAAUAAAUCUAAUAAUAUAGGUCUACAAUUUCUUAAAAUUUGUCAGAUCUUAUUAGUUUUAAAUAAAAAUAGCUUACAUAUUUUAAGCACUCAUUUUGGGGAUGGCAUGUGUGAUUGUUAAUUCUUUUCUAAACAGUUUCUUUAUUAUAAUGAAACUCAGUAAGCACUAUACUAAACAAGGAAAUAUUCUAUGUUAUGCAUCAUGGGCAUAACAAAGUUUAACUUUAUAUCUAACAAACAUUUAUGACAGUGUUCUAUAAAUCUAAGCUAAUCUAAUCUAAGAGAGCAGAAUCAUUUUAUUUCUCUGUUUGAACAAUAAAAAGUUGAGUCUUUUAUUCCUCUAUGCAUCCAUAAUUAGGCAUUUAAAUGUUUAUAUAGCCUGAUUGACAUAUUUGAAACAUAAACACUAUUCUGGCAAAAAGCAAUUUCAAACAUGGUAUUUAAAAUAGGUGUAUUUUAUUUAUUGAAUACAUAAUAGAUUCAAACCACCUGACUGUUUGCUAAAAGUUUAGUAAAAUUAAUUAAUCAAUCUACAAAUCAACCAAUUGACAAAUCUGAUACAACCAGCCACGCCACUCUAACUUUUUAACCCUAUCAUCCAUAGCUGAGACAUUUUGCAUUUAGUAAAUACCCUACAAAUAAACAAAUAUAUAAUUUGGUAAACAGAGAUUUCUUAAUGGACAACAAUUUUUGGGCCCCUUGAACAAUGAUUAAAGCUCUUAGUUAAAAAUUUACUUAAUUCGUAGCACUCCAAGGGACAUAACAAGAGGCUAACAUUGAAUGUUGGGUCUGUUUUUCUUAAUUGCUCAUGCAUUCAUCGACAAAGCACAAGACUUGGCUAUGUCAAAAAUUGUGGAAAAUAGUGUAGAAAUAUUACUUGUACUGGUUAUUAUAAUUACCAUUUAUUACUUAUUUUACUUCUUUAUAUUUAUCAACAGAGCUAAUAGUAGAUAAUAAUCAAUACAAAAAUCUCAUUAAUAUUUCACCUUUUGUUGCCAAAUAUAUAAAUACAAUAUUUCAGUAAUAAAAUAAUUGUAAUAAUCUCUCAAUUCCUUUCUUUUUUUAAUUAAAUGUAUUAUGAUUGUUAAAAAAUAUUGUUUCAUACAUAUUAAAUUAAAAGUGUCUUAAAUUUAUGAUAUUGUGCCUUAAACAGUUUGGCUAGCAAGAACUAUAUGAGUACCGUUACCUAAUAAAUAAAGAUUAAUUUAGAUAAUUAAUUCAGAACCAUGGCCUCUUUCGUUUGCUGUACAUGAAAUAUAAUUUAAAUGUUAGAUAAAUUAUUCUUUUGAAACACUGUCCCUUCAUUUUUUAUAACAACUAUAUUCUAUAUUUAAUGUUAAUCAUUACUAGUAGGACUUGAAUUAUUUUCAGAGUUAGUCUUGUUUUUUUUUUUUAAAUAACUACCGGUAUAUAGGCCUACCACUAUUACACAUACAGGGUGUCCCGGAACUCUCUACCAAUAUUUUAGGGCAUUGUUCCUGGGUAAGAAACAUAUCUAAAUAUCAUAUUUAAAUUGUCCGGAAGUCCUUAGUUACUCAGAUAGCCGCCAUUUUGUUUUUUCACUUAUUAAUUUUUUUCUGAAAAUUGGUUAAACAUACGAAGUUGAAACUUUGCACAAACAUUUAUGACAACUAGACAAAGCUACAAAAAAAAAUUAUGACGAUUUUUCAAAUUCAUAAAACAAAAUGGCGGCUGUUUAAAAUUUUGUUUCUUAAAUUACUCGAAAACUGUUGAUAUUACAAACAUUUUACAAGAUUGACUUUUUUAAGGCAAUUUUAUUACAAAUCGAUCGACACCUUAAUCUUUAAGAUCGGACAAGUAUUAACUGAGAUAUGGCAGUUUUAGUGAUACGUGACCGCCGGAUAUUAGUUGCAGCGCAUGCUGAAAGCGGUCACGUAUCACUAAAACUGCCAUAUCUCAGUUAAUACUCGUCCGAUCUUAAAGAUUAAGGUGUCGAUCGAUUUGUAAUAAAAUUGCCUUAAAAAAGUUAUUCUUGUAAAAUUUUUGUAAAAUCAACGGUUUUCGAGUAAUUUAAGAAACAAAAUUUUAAACAGCCGCCAUUUUGUUUUAUGAAUUUGAAAAAUGGUCAUAAUUUUUUUGUAGCUUUGUCUAGUUGUCAUAAAUGUUUGUGCAAAGUUUCAACUUCGUAUGUUUAACCAAUCUUCAGAAAAAAAUUAAUAAGUGAAAAAAACAAAAUGGCGGCUAUCUGAGUAAAUAAGGACUUCCGGACAAUUUAAAUAUGAUAUUUAGAUAUGUUUCUUACCCAGGAACAAUGCCCUAAAAUAUUGGUAGAGAGUUCCGGGACACCCUGUAUAUAUUAUUAGUGCCAUUUUCGCUAAAUAUUUUUAAAUUGUGCUUCUUAUUUAAUCAAGGUAUUGCCCUUUACCACAUUAAAAUACCUUUAUUUUUAUAUAAUAUGUCUCAUAAACAGCUUUCCAAAGUGUGUCAGUGCUCCAUUAGAGUAAAAUCAAGAACUCUUUUGAGUAAUUAAUGUUAAGAAAUUUAUUAUAAUACGUCAGUACGUCAAUUUUAAUUGUUAUUUUUUUAGAAUUUAUGAAAUGUGUUCAUAAGUCAAAUAUCUUUACCUUUUGAACUGUUAAUUUGUUAAUUUUUAAAAGUUUACUAAUGUUAAAAUAUAUCAACU
This is a messenger RNA of Macrosteles quadrilineatus (aster leafhopper), 6695 nucleotides long. Its product is annotated as longitudinals lacking protein, isoforms H/M/V-like. Gene Ontology annotation, biological process: regulation of transcription by RNA polymerase II. The transcript has 5 exons. Gene Ontology annotation, cellular component: nucleus. The record is from RefSeq and is a predicted model, not a curated record. Gene Ontology annotation, molecular function: protein binding. Bases 118 to 1059 code for a protein of 313 amino acids. Lineage: Eukaryota; Metazoa; Arthropoda; Insecta; Hemiptera; Cicadellidae.